GUCAGGUUUUAUCGUGUGUUAUCGAUUCGAUUGCUUUUCUAAAAUUUUUGGCGGGCAAUAAUCUGAACCUAGAACAUAAUCAAGUCAAAAAUUAUUUAUUGUGAACAUGGCUGAGAUUCUUCAGACAAAAGACGAACAGGGGCCGACUGAAAAAAUGGUAAGCAAAAAACCUGAAGAAGAAAAAAGUAAAAUUGCAGAACAGACAAAUGAAGAAAAGGAACCAUUAGAAAAUGGCAACAUAAAAAAAAAUGAUGAAGAUGAAGGUGAAUCAUCAGAAGAAGAGUUAGGUUCAUUGGAAAAACCAGUUGAAAUUUUAUCUCGUAAAAGAGAAAGAAAAAGCACUGAAAGGUUCACAUUAAAUACACCAGAAGCAAAAACUCACCCUGAGGAUGAGCUUGAUUUUACAAAGGGUCCUGGUGUCAAAUUAGGAGAUAUACCAUUUGUCAAUUAUUCUCUUAACAAGGAAGUUGCAGAAGACUUAAAGACACUCCACAAAAUUUUAUACCCCAGAAUGUGCAAGGUUAAUAUGUUAAAAAAGAAUAUAAGAGCAUUCUGUGGGUUCCCGUUCGAUAAGGAUACUGCUCACUACAAAAAGGUAGAAGGUAUUGCCAAUCGUCUUUUUUCAACUGGACUAAAAUAUAUACUUGGAGUCCUUGGUUUGGAGAAAAAAGGUGAUAAGGAACAAAUGAAAGAAAGAUUACUAGAGUUUCUUGUCAAACCUGAAGAUCUUGGCAGGAAAUUACCAGAAAAAAAAAGAAAAAAGUCGACGUCGAAAGAAAAAAAAAAAAAGUCAAAAGUGGCUAAAUCAAGUAGACCCAAAGAGAAACACGAUCAGUAUGUCAGUUCCGCUAGUGACAGUGACAGUGACGAUGAAGACGAGAAAGAAGAUGGUAAUGAUGAAGAAGAAAAAGAAGCUGCAAAGUCGAAAACACCUAAAAAGAAGUCAGAGUCACCAAAAAAGAAACCCGGUUCUGAGAAAAAGCCAGCGAAACCCAAAUCUAACGCUGACUCAGAAAAAAAGAAGGAUGCUAAAAAGAAGAAACCUACAGCAGUCAAAAUUCCUGUUCCAAAAAAGAAGAAAUCAAUUGAAAAGAAAGCAGAUACAAAACGAAAAGCUGAUGAUGAUUCGGAGGACGAUGAGCCUCUUGUCAAAAAAAGUAAGAACGAACCAACUGAUAGUGAAAUUAAAACAGUUGUGAGCGAUAUAUUAAAGGAUGCAGAUUUGGAAGAAAUCACUAUGAAGACAGUUUGUCGUCAGGUAUAUGAUCACUUUCCGGACUUUGAUUUAACGCCUAGGAAAGAUUUCAUCAAAAAUACAGUAAAGGAGAUAAUAUCUUAAAAGAAGGAGGUAAACUUUUACUGAUAAUGGAGACAUACGAAUAAGAAGACAUGAUUUCUUUUGAACCAUCUCGCGUUAUUCCACCUCGAAUGGAAAGAAGCGUCAUUUGUAAAUAGCGAAGGCUUUGGUACGACGCUCUAUGCCAACUAACGCAUGUAUCACGCGUUUGCCAAUAUAUACUUGUACAUUUUAUCUGUAUGAAAAUUUUAACUUAAAAUCAUUUGCUCUGGUUUUUUCAGUUACUUCGUAUUUGGUCGUUAUGUGUACUGUGUAGUUAUGUAGCAAAAUAGAUCACUCGAUGUUCAACAGGCUCGACAAGAUGUUCAAUACUGUUAUAGGCUAAGUGUGCGUAAAUUAGUUUUUAAUUGUAAUUGAUUUUCUUUUAACCAUUGUAUGGCACAAAAAUUUAUUUAAUAACAUUUUAACUGAA
This is a messenger RNA of Hydractinia symbiolongicarpus, 1769 nucleotides long. Its product is annotated as protein DEK-like. NCBI's taxonomy places the organism in Eukaryota, Metazoa, Cnidaria, Hydrozoa, Anthoathecata, Hydractiniidae. Gene Ontology annotation, molecular function: histone binding; DNA binding. The coding region runs from base 107 to 1339 and encodes 410 amino acids. Gene Ontology annotation, biological process: chromatin organization; regulation of double-strand break repair. The transcript has 15 exons. The record is from RefSeq and is a predicted model, not a curated record. Gene Ontology annotation, cellular component: nucleus.